CUUCUCGGGCAGAAGGUUGUGAGAGGAGUCUCGUAACUGACGAGUCGCAAUGCCGUCCUAGAUUUUGUCGAGUCUCUUCAAAACCGAGCAUCCUUUUGCCUUUCUUUCUCAAUCUCUUAUGCAUAUAAUAAUCACCCUCUUUAUACCCACACCCACCAUUUUCACUUCCAACACCACUCCCACAAACAAAACAACAUGGAUGGUGGUGGUUUGAAGCCAAUGGAUGCAGAACAACUGAGAGAGAAUGCUCACAAAAUGGUAGAUUUCAUUGCUGAUUAUUACAAGAACAUUGAGAAUUUCCCAGUUCUCAGCCAAGUUCAGCCCGGGUAUCUGAGUAAACUUCUUCCGGAUUCCGCACCAAAUCAACCAGAAUCAUUGCAAGAUGUUCUCAGUGAUGUCCAGUCAAAGAUUUUACCAGGGGUAACCCAUUGGCAAAGCCCGGAUUAUUUUGCAUAUUUUCCCUCUAAUAGUAGUAUCGCUGGAUUUUUAGGAGAAAUGCUCAGUGCUGGUUUUAACAUGGUGGGUUUUAGUUGGAUAACUUCUCCUGCAGCAACAGAACUUGAAAUGAUUGUUCUGGAUUGGCUUGCUAAACUUCUUAAGCUUCCUGAUGAUUUCCUUUCAACAGGACAAGGUGGUGGAGUAAUACAGGGUACAGCAAGUGAAGCUGUUCUAGUUGUGCUAUUGGCUGCUCGUGAUAAAGUUUUAAGAAGGGUUGGAAAAGAUGCCAUCGGAAAGCUUGUAGUUUAUGGAUCUGAUCAAACACAUUCAGCUUUGCAGAAAGCCUGCCAGAUAGGAGGGAUUCACCCAGAGAAUUGUAGGUUUCUGAAGACGGAUGCGUCCUCUGAAUAUGCCCUUUCUCCUGAAUCACUCAAUGAAGCAAUAUCACAUGAUAUCGCCAUCGGUCUAAUCCCUUUUUUCUUAAGUGCUACUGUUGGCACUACUUCUUCAACAGCUGUGGAUCCUUUGCUUGUGUUGGGAAAGAUUACUAAGAGUAAUGGAAUGUGGUUUCAUGUGGAUGCUGCAUACGCUGGAAGUGCUUGUAUAUGUCCAGAAUAUCGGCACUAUAUUGAUGGCAUUGAAGAAGCUGACUCAUAUAAUAUGAAUGCACAUAAAUGGUUUCUAACAAACUUUGAUUGUUCAGCUCUCUGGGUAAAGGACAGGAAUGCUCUGAUUCAGUCACUCUCAACAAACCCAGAGUACCUAAAAAACAAAGCUUCUGAAGCAAACAUGGUUGUGGAUUACAAAGAUUGGCAAAUCCCUCUCGGCCGCAGAUUCAGAUCACUGAAAUUAUGGAUGGUAUUACGACUCUAUGGUUUGGAAAACCUUCAAUCUUACAUAAGAAACCAUAUUGAAUUGGCUAAACACUUUGAAGAGCUUGUUUCUCAAGACCCGAGAUUUCAGGUUGUUGCUCCUCGGAAGUUUUCAUUGGUUUGUUUUUGCCUUCUGCCUCCCCAUAACAACGAAGACUGUGCUAACAAACUAAACCAUGACCUACUGGAUGCUGUUAACUCAACCGGGAAAUUAUUCAUUUCUCAUACAGUUCUAUCAGGUAAGUACACAUUACGCUUUGCAGUAGGAGCUCCAUUGACAGAAGAAAGGCAUGUAAAUGCAGCAUGGAAGGUUUUACAAGGCAAGGCCUCUGUAUUGUUACAAAGUCUUUAGAGUUUGGAGCAAGAUUUUUUUGGUGUAAUCUGUUUAUUGAUGACACUGUCCACGUACUUUCUGAGGUCAGUUCAUUAUUGAUUAAACAUUGUUACAUUGCUUUAGUGUUUUCCGGAAGAAAUUGUUUACUCUACUUUAUGCAGUCGUUCAUUAGUUACAUUAUUAGUUAACUAUUGGAUUAUGUUUGUUACUUGUCAAUAUGUACACUAUGUUUGCAAAACUUGAAUGCAUUAAAUAUUCAUUA
Messenger RNA from Camellia sinensis, 1906 nucleotides. Its product is annotated as tyrosine decarboxylase 2. The record is from RefSeq and is a predicted model, not a curated record. Gene Ontology annotation, biological process: amino acid metabolic process; carboxylic acid metabolic process. Gene Ontology annotation, molecular function: pyridoxal phosphate binding; carboxy-lyase activity. Lineage: Eukaryota; Viridiplantae; Streptophyta; Magnoliopsida; Ericales; Theaceae. Gene Ontology annotation, cellular component: cytoplasm.